GGUGGAUUCUAAUCUUGGAAUAGGUUCCGGAUCCACCGCAACCCUGAACGGGGUAAAAUGUUACCGAAAGUGGGUGAGAGUUUGAAUAGAAACAUGCCUUUGGAAAAUUUAUAAUCAUAUGUUUAAUUUUGGAGAAGUUUAAGGGCUGUGAUGGACUGGUGCCCAUCCAGGAUGUAUUCCCACCUUACACCCAGUGAUCCCAGGAUAGGCUCCUGAUCCACCGACCCUGACCAGGAUAAAGUGGCUACAUGAGAAUGGAUGGAUGGACGGAUUGAUGAACUCUGAACUGUAAAGAGGGAAAGUGUAAGAUGCUACAUUAGGAGAUGGUCUUGUUCAGUGUUUGCCUUCGCGGUACAGCAGGCGGCACUAUCCGCUUCCACAAACUCCCAUAGAAAAUUCUACCGAGGAAGAAUUGCCUCAUAGCCGGAGAAAAAAACCCAACAACCUAGCGAUUCAUUUAUUUCAACUUUGCAUUCCGUUUUUACCUCAAUUUCCUGAUUCCUGCUAAAGUUCAGAAGGUGUUUAUUUUGCCACUACUAGCAGGAUUGCAAGCCAUUCACACCAGUGUUAAACCGGUAGCCGGUUGUCGAUGUCGUCGUGGGCGCGAAGUGCGAGAAGCAGGCGGAGGCUGUCUCAUCUCUCCCGCGGUGGAGCGAAACCUUUUCGACCUUUCCGAAAUCAGCCAUAUCCUGGUCGGGAGGAAAGAAAAGACCCACACCAUGAAGCAGACAGCUUCGAAAAUGUGGAACAGAAUGAUGAUUACGCCAAUCCUACAGACUAUAAAACAUAUGAACCUUCACCUCAGGAGCCAAAUGUUUCUUCCCUGAAGGAUGGAGACAAGUGCAGUGCCCUGUACCAGAGAUUUUAUCAACAUUUCCAUGGAGAUGGAGCCAAACAGCCUGCUGACUGUGUCGUGCUUUCGUUAAACAACCAGAAGUUGGAUUACGCAAAAUCAUUAGGCCGCUGCUUGCAGGAGCGUGGCCUCGUGGUGGAAAUGCUUUACCUGCAGGCGGAGUCAGGCUUGACCCGGGCCCUGAAAGAUGUCCGCUCUGAUGGUUCCCCUUUAUGUAUUCUCGUCGAACAGACUAAUGUAGCUCUCUCCUCAUGCACAGUAAUCAUAUUUUCAGAGUCCCUCAAAAUUCACCGCAACAUGCCCAGAGAGCAGGCUCUGGACUUGGUGAUGGUGGAGUAUGGGCGUGCAAGCGGUGCCCGGCGACAGUGUGACCCUGCGGAGGCAGCAGCAAGGGCUUCUGAGCUCUCUGAUGACUACCUGGAUCGGGCCAAGCUGGAGCGCCACGCUGUGCCCUCUGCCACGCGCCACCUGCUCCUCCUCAUGGCUGAGGGCCUACACCUGUACCCAGAGGAGCUGGACUCCAUUGCUGCGUAUGUACACAACCGCCAGGACCAUCUGCAAGCAACCUCUCCUGAAGUAGAUGGUAAAGUGGCCCCUGAAACAACGAACAGUCUCCCUGCAGGUCUAGGGAAUCCUCCACCCCUGCUCUCUAUACCUGUCGGUUCUGUCCCCCAACUCAGUGAGCACCAGGCAUCUUCCACUGGCAUAGCCAAGCCAGCUCAUGGGCAUCAAAUGAGUGUACCAGACUCGUAUCCCAAAACGAAGCCUCCUCCUCUUCUCUCACUGAACAUUCCUCAAGGAUCUCCUCAGGGUCCUCCACCUCAUGAUCCACCACCACCCAAUGGUCCAACUGCAUCUCAGGCUCCCUCUACCUCUCGUGGCCGUCCACCACCACGUAUUCCCUCUGCCUCUGAGACUCGUCCAAUACUCUAUGGUCCUCCACCUCUCCAUGGUCCUCCUGCUCCUAAAGGCCCUCCACUAUCUCGUGCUCUUUGUGGCCCUUCACCACCCCAUGGUCCUCCUGCUCCUCAUAGUUCUUCUGCCUCUCAAAAUCCACAACCAUUAAGGGCUCCUAUAGCACCAAGAGGACCACCAGCGUCACAUGGCGCACAUCCACCAAGGCCUCACGGUCCUCAUAAUGGACCCCAUGGCUUCCAUAUACAUGGACCACCACCUCAUGGUCCACCAGCGCAGAAUGGCCCAAGUGGACUCCGAGCACCCCCACCCUUACUCAGGAACCUACGCAUGAGAAAUCCAGCAGGACCUGCACCACAGGCUUUGUGACAUUCUCCCUCUAUGAUACUCAGGAUGUCUGAUAAAAUUAAGCUAGUGCAGCCACCUAGGAACAUAUUCUUGCUGUUACCUUAAGACUGUUCAUAUUGUCUUAUGUAUAUUUUUGUUUUCAGUCUUGUAAAUUUUAUGCAUUAUAUAUUGGCAUUUUUGUUCUUGGCUCAAUUAUGCCACGUUUCAUUAAAAUGUUUUAGAUCCUUGCCUUCUUUCUGUC
Messenger RNA from Ictalurus furcatus (blue catfish), 2357 nucleotides. RefSeq lists its product as uncharacterized. Lineage: Eukaryota; Metazoa; Chordata; Actinopteri; Siluriformes; Ictaluridae. The record is from RefSeq and is a predicted model, not a curated record. The transcript is spliced from 10 exons. The coding region runs from base 590 to 2137 and encodes 515 amino acids.